This is a messenger RNA of Nezara viridula (southern green stink bug), 1032 nucleotides long. The record is from the annotation of a GenBank genome assembly. Lineage: Eukaryota; Metazoa; Arthropoda; Insecta; Hemiptera; Pentatomidae.
AUGGUGUCAGUUAAGUUUAAGGUGCCAUUCUUUUAUCAGAGACAUGGUUCCAUAUCAAAUUUGUGUCGGUUAUCUUUAUUAGUUGUUUUUAUUUGUUUAAUUCUUCCAUUAACAGUAAGUUCUCAUGAUCAUCAUCAUGAGCAUGAGCAUGACACACAAGAACCGCCUUCUUUUAAAUAUUCUAAAGAAGCUAAUUUGCUACAUGAAGCUCAGAGACCAAGAGCUGAUGAACCUCGAAUAAGGGACAAACAAACUCUUUGGAUAGAAGCAUUAGGCUCUACUCUUUUAAUCAGCUUAGCACCGUUUUUAAUAUUGUUCCUAGUACCUUUGGACAAUCGAUCAGAACAAGAACCUUUAUUGAAAAUUUUGUUAAGCUUUGCUUCUGGGGGACUCUUGGGUGAUGCAUUUCUUCACCUGAUACCCCAUGCACUUAGUGCUCAGGCCCAUGAUCAUUCUCAUUCUAUUCAGAAAGACCUCCAUUCGCAUUCUCACUCCCAUUCGCAUUCUCAUGGUCAUAGUCAUGAUCAUGAUCAUGGGCCUGAUAUGAAAGUCGGGCUUUGGGUACUUAUUGGUAUUUUGUUGUUUCUUUUUAUUGAGAAGUUUGUGCGUUUAAUCAAUCCAAAUCAUUCUCAUUCUCAUUCUCAUGAUGCUGGUGUUAGUAAGGAAGUUGAUUCAUCAAAGACUGAGAAAAAAAAAGAAGAUGAUAGUGAAGAAAAAGAAGAUAGUGCUAGUCAAGUUACAGAAAACAUAAAGAUUGCUGGAUAUCUAAAUUUAGCUGCAGAUAUAGCUCAUAAUUUUACGGAUGGCCUUGCUAUUGGAGCAUCCUAUCUGGCAGGACACCAUGUUGGAGUUGUUACUACCCUAACGAUUCUGAUUCAUGAAGUACCCCAUGAGAUCGGUGACUUUGCUAUCCUCGUUCAGUCUGGAUGUUCAAAAAAAAAGGCAAUGUAUUUGCAGCUUCUUACUGCAUUGGGUGCAUUUUCUGGGACUUUAGUUUCUCUCAUAGCUGAAGGUGUUGGUAAGUUAAUUUAA